GGUUUUAUUGUCAUUUUUGGUGUCUUUAUGAUGGUUAGGGAUCUUGUUGUGGUGGUUCAGAAUCAUUUUUUGGUGGCUUUGCGUCUCUUAGUGGUGGUUUUGUGUCACUUUGCGUCUCUUUAUGGUGAUAACUCGAAUCAUUUUGGUGCUUUUUAAAAGACAACAUGACUUUUAAACUCUUUUAAAGACAGUGUUUCAUCUUUGUCCUGUCGGAGGUUAAAAGUGUUAAAUAAGCAGCAGAUCAACAUGAAAUCAUUUGUUGUUUUUGUCAUUUUGAGUCUCAUUUUUGUCUUUCUCAGUCUCGUUUUAGUCAUUUUGUGUCUCGUGUUGUGUCUCGUUUUUGUCAUUUUGUGUCUCGUUUUUGUCGUUUUGUGUCUCGUUUUUGUCGUUUUGAGUCUCGUUUUUGCCGUUUUGUGUGGUGUUAGAAGAACUAGAAGCUAAAGCUGCUUCAUGACAUAUGAAGGUCACCAUUUUCUACCACAACCGACCAACCGAUGAGUAAAAACACAGAUUCCACGUCUGAACCGUCCUGAUCUUGUUUUUUCUGGUUCUCUGUCCAGGGAGUCCUCAGGAUGUCGGGUCAGAACUUCUCCCACAGCAGCUUCAUGUUCAGAGGGUUUCCUGAGCUGCAGAAGCACCGGUGGCUGCUGGCGCUGCUGUUCUCUGCGUCCUACCUGCUGGUGCUGCUGGGGAACUCUCUGGUGGUCUACGUGAUCCGCAGCGUGGCCAGUCUGCACAGCCCCAUGUACCUGCUGGUCUGCCUGCUGUGUGUGGUCGACGUCCUGGUGGCCACCGCCAUCAUCCCCAACAUGCUGCUGGGCUUCCUGUUCGACUGGGACCACAUCUCGCUGGCCGGCUGCCUGACUCAGAUGUUCUUCACCCACUUCCUGUCCUCGGUGGAGUCCACACUGCUGCUGGCCAUGGCGCUGGACCGCUACGUCGCCAUCUGCAAGCCGCUACGCUACACCGAGAUCAUCGACUCAUCCAUGUUGGCGAAGCUGUUGCUGUUCACGCUGCUGCGGAGCAUCUCCAUCAUGGCCACACUGGUGGGUCUGGCAGGUUCUCUGAGGUUCUGCGGCUCCAACGUCAUCCGGCACUGCUACUGCGACCACAUGGCGCUGGUCAGCCUGGCCUGCAGCAGCACCAGCAGGAACAGCGCCGCAGGCCUCGCCGUCAUCAUCUGCUUCGUAGGGGUGGACAUACCGCUCAUCUUCUUCUCCUACAUGAAGAUCAUCAGCGUCGUGUUGCGAGCGGCAGCCGGUGAAGACCGACGGAAGGCUUUCCACACCUGCGGGACUCACCUGAUGGUGAUGAUGUGUUUCUACCUGGUGGGCAGCGUCACCUUCCUGUCUCACAACCUGAACAUCCCCAUACCGACUGAUGCCAACUCCGUCAUGGGCGUCAUGUACAUCCUGCUCCCGGCGACGGUCAACCCCAUCAUCUACGGUGUCCGGACCAAAGAGAUCCGCAACGGCUUCCUGAGGAUCCUUAAUCUGAGAGCAAAAACAAUCAUGUCUGUGAAGGUUUCUCCUGCUGGAAAACCACAAACAUGACGUCCACCAGCAAGAUAAACUCAGAGAGAACUAAACGAACCCUGUGGCGCUCAGGAGGUCUGAGGUUUACUGUGUUACAGCCCUAACCCAACCUUAACCCAACCCAACCUAACCCUAACUCAACCCAACCCUAACCCAACCCAAGACAACCCUAACCCAACAUAGCCCUAACCCAACCCAACACAACCCAACCCAACCCAACACAACCCUAACCCAAUCCAACACAACCCAACCCAACACAACCUUAACCCAACCCUAACCCAACACAACCCAACCCUAACCCAACCCAACCCUAACCCAACGCAACCCAACCCAACACAACCCUAACCCAACCCAACCGUAACCCCAACCAUAACCCUAAC
Amphiprion ocellaris (clown anemonefish) is the source of this 1915-nucleotide messenger RNA. RefSeq names its product olfactory receptor 51E2-like. The transcript has a single exon. The record is from RefSeq and is a predicted model, not a curated record. Bases 573 to 1553 code for a protein of 326 amino acids. Gene Ontology annotation, molecular function: G protein-coupled receptor activity; olfactory receptor activity. Gene Ontology annotation, biological process: G protein-coupled receptor signaling pathway. Gene Ontology annotation, cellular component: membrane. NCBI's taxonomy places the organism in Eukaryota, Metazoa, Chordata, Actinopteri, Pomacentridae.